CACCAUGACCGUGCAACGCCCGUCGUGGCCGCCGCUGUACUUCCCGCACUUCCACGGCACCGAGCCCGUGCCGCGGCCGGCCGGCGGCGCCUGGGCCCCGCUGGCCGCGCUGUGCUGGCCGUGGCAGCCGCUGCCGGCCGCGGCCGGCCCACCCCGCUACGCCGCGCUGCCCGCUCCCAUGGUGCCGGAGCCGCCGCGCCUCUGCUGCCCGCCGGGCGCGCCGCGGGCCGGGGAUGUGGCGCGGCGGCCCCCGGAGCUGGCCCAGCUGCAGCUGCAGGAGGAGAUAUGCGAGCUGGGCAUCCGCCUUAAGGAGCUGGAGCUGGCGGCGCUCAUCGGCGACGGCUUCGACGCCAGGCAGUAUAAAAUUCUGAAGGCACUGGAGGAAAAGAAGAUACAAAGCAUGAAAGCAAUGCAGAACCUGAAGUAAUGGCCACCAGCAUACUUAGGAUUAUUUCAGCUGGAUAUUCUGUCACUGUAUCACUAUCGAGUGUUUUAAUGGGUCUUCAAUAUUGGGUUUCUACUCACUGUGUGCUGUUCUACCAAAUUAAAAGUGUAGCAUAUUGUUGA
Corvus hawaiiensis (hawaiian crow) is the source of this 567-nucleotide messenger RNA. It is a transcript of the gene C6H11orf91, whose product is annotated as chromosome 6 C11orf91 homolog. NCBI's taxonomy places the organism in Eukaryota, Metazoa, Chordata, Aves, Passeriformes, Corvidae. The record is from RefSeq and is a predicted model, not a curated record. Bases 5 to 427 code for a protein of 140 amino acids. The transcript has 2 exons.